Messenger RNA from Strigops habroptila (Kakapo), 1225 nucleotides. RefSeq names its product transcription initiation factor TFIID subunit 6-like. The transcript has 6 exons. Bases 183 to 665 code for a protein of 160 amino acids. NCBI's taxonomy places the organism in Eukaryota, Metazoa, Chordata, Aves, Psittaciformes, Psittacidae. The record is from RefSeq and is a predicted model, not a curated record.
CGAGCUAUUGCCUGAAAGAGAUCGCGCAGCUCACUGGCUCAGUAUCGAGGGGGUGCAACUGGCCAUCCCUGAGAACCCCCCUCCUGCCCCCAAGGAGCAGCAGAAGGCAGAAGCCACCAAGCCGCUCAAGUCCGCAGGAGAAGGACGGGACCCUGAAGGGUAAAGGACAGAGCGUGGUCACCAUGGAUGGCAAAGGGAAGGAGAAGAAGGGCCCGUUGCUGGAGGGGGCCCCGCUGCACUUCAGGCCCCGCACUGUGCACGAGCUCUUGGUGGAGCAGCAGCGCUAUUACAAGCCCGUGGUGAAGCUUGUGUCAGCAGCUCCCUCUGUGCCCAGCGCCACCAUCACCGGUGCCACCAUCCCUGGCAGCGUGCAGAAGUACAUCGUGGUGUCCCUGCCCCCUCCAGCGACACCAAAGCCCUUCUGGCCGCUACCACCCCCGCCCUGGGGCCGCAGCUCUCCACCCCGGCUGCCCUCACCCACAAAACUGAGCCUGGAGACAGCCCCUAGGGGCACCUGGGGACACCCAGUGACACCCAAGGGGGACAAAGCCCCCCAGUGUGUCCCCAGUGUGACCUGUGUCCCCCCCCAGCGUUCCCCAAUGUGGGACUCCUCUAUGGGGACACUGGAGGUGGCUUGGCAGGGUCUCCAACGUGCCCCCAUGUGACCUGUGACACCUUUUGGGGGGGGUGACACCCCUAUACCCGUGUUGUAAAUACUCCAAUAAACUCCCAGUCCAUCCCAGUGUCCCCCCUCCACCCCAUUGCCCCACCUCCAUGCCAGUGCCCCCCCCAGUCCAGCCCAGUGCCUCCCAGUUCAUCCCAGUGUCCCCCCAGUCCAUCGCAGUGCCCCCCCUCCACCCCAGUGCCCCCCUUGCACAGGUGCUCCACUUUGCACACACAUCUGCACAAGACACCCCCCAGGGGAGCCCGAGGGUUAGAGCCAACCCCUUAUAACCACUGGGUCCUAGUGGCCAUCCCCAGUGCUCCCAGUGGCCCCGAGUGCCGUUCCACUUUGCCCUGCUCUGGAUCCCCCUCCAGCACCGGCUCCAAACCGCAGCCAUUCUGCAGUGGGUCUUCUUCCUCGCCCUCGGAAUUAUCUCUUCGGGCUCCAUCCUCACGGUGUUUUGGCUGCCGGCACCUUCGGCAACUUCUGCACCGAGGCCACGGGUUUCGGGGUCUCUUCCGGGGGCUGCGCUCCCACCUGCUCAUGCUGCCCGACUGGUUC